Paramecium sonneborni is the source of this 2456-nucleotide messenger RNA. The record is from the annotation of a GenBank genome assembly. NCBI's taxonomy places the organism in Eukaryota, Ciliophora, Oligohymenophorea, Peniculida, Parameciidae.
AUGUAAGACGAUCGAGUUAGAUACAUGUAUGAUUUUUGUUUGAUAAAAGGAAUUCUGUAUAUUCAGAACAUAGAAAGGAUCUUUCUAAAAACAUGGAUGUUGUAUGUUUUGCAAUGGCAGUUGAAUUAGAUAGAUUGGUGCAAGAAAACAAUUUACUAAAAGAAGAAGUGAAGGAAAUCUCUAAUCUCAGAGUGGAUCGAUUAAAUUAUGAAAAACAAAUAGGAGAUCUGAUGAAUAGACUAUAAUAACUUAUAAGUGAAAAUGACAUGUUAAAACGGGAUAAUGAUAAAUUUAGAGCUCAACUCAAUUAGGCUAAUUUAAGAGCCUAAUAACUUGAGGGACAAGUAUAGGACUAUUAAUAAGAAAUACAAAUAGUCUCUAGUAGAUUAGAAGACAUUACUGGAGGAGAUGGUGGUAUAUAAGAUAGUAUUAAUAAUAAUUUUAGAUUUUGACAUUGAAGCAUUAAAAUAGAAAGCAGAACUAUUAGAUAAUUUAGCUAAAGAUGGAUAAUCAAUGGAAGAUCUAUCUGAUUUAUUAGAUUCUCUUAGAGAGAAAGCUGAUAAAUAUGAUCACCAUUUAGAGUUAUUAAAUGGAAGAGAAUUAGAAGAUGUUUUAAAUGAUCUUGAUGAAUUGGAGAAACUUAGAAAAUUAGUUAAAGAACUUUAAGCAAAAUUAGGUGAAUUAUAAAAAGAAUCAGAUUUAUUAAGAAAAAAAUCUAAAGAAUUAGAUGAUAUGAAAAAGAAAUUGGGAGAUGAUCCUACGAAAGAAGUGGAUAAAUUAAAAAAAUAAUAAAAAGAAUAAGAUGAUUUAAAAAAGAAACUUGCUGAUGCUUUAAAAGAGAUUGAAUAAUUAAAAAAAUUAUUAAAUGAUAAAAGUGCAGAAUGCAAUAGAUUAACAUAAUAGGUUGCUUAACUUACAUAAGAUAAUUAAAUUAAAGAUUAAAGAAUAUAGGAAUUAGAAAGAUAUGCUUAAUAAUAUUAGGAAUUACAAAUAAAAGUAAAUAAAUUAGAAUAGGAAUUUGAUAAUAUAUAAAGAUAGUUAAAAGAUAAAACAUAAUAAUUAGAUGAUAAAACAAAAUUAAUAGAUAACUUAAAUAGAGAGAUAUAAUAAUUAAAAGCUGAAAUAUAAAGAUUAAAAGAUUUAAUUGCUAAUUUAGAGAGAGAGAAGUAACAAUUAUUAUAAUAAUUAUAACAAAUAUAAAAUUAACUUACUUAAUUGUAAGAUUAAUUAAGAAAUUCUUAAUCACAAUUAUAAUAAUUGAAUUCAAUGGCUAAUUAAAAUAAUGAUGAAAAGGAGUAGUAUUAAUAAGAAAUAGAUGAAUUAAAAAAUGAAAUUGAUUCAUUAAGAGAAUAAAUAGAAGAAUUAAAUGAUGAGAUAGCAAGAUUGAAAAGAAAAAUAUCAGAACAGGAUGAUUAGAUAGAUUCCUAAACUAAAACUAUAUCUAAUAAAAUAUCAAGAAUUAAGGAAUUAGAAGAUUUAUUGAAUUAAAAAGAAAAAGCAUUUAAAGAAUAAGAAUAAAAAAUUAAAAAAUUACCUGGUUAAAGUGUUAUAGUAGGUGGUGGAAAAGGAGGAUAAGGAGGAUAAGCAGGAUUAGGUGGAUAAGGUGGUUCUGAUGUUAUUAAUAAAACUUUAUAUAAUUAAUAAUAAGGAGGAACAGGAUAAGCUGGUAGUAAUUUAGGAUUAAAAAAUGGAUUAGGAGGUUUCGGAGAUAAUUCAUAAAGCACAGUUAUGUUAAGUUAAUAUUAAGAUGUUUUAUUGGCUUAUUUAUUAAUUGCAGCUGAGAAUGAAAGAAUUAGUGAAGCUUUAAAACAUACAGUUCAUGAUUAUGAAUAAGUUUUAGUAGAUUUGAGAAAUGCUGAAGGAGAGAUAUCAUAUUUAAAGAAAUCUAUUUCAGAUUUAUAGACAUAAAUUAAUGAUGUAUAUUAUUAAUUUUAAUUAAGCUACGUUUCUAAUUAGAUGAAGCUAGAAGAAAGGCCAUGAAUAAUGAAGAAUUAGAGAGAUUAAAAAGAUAAUUAACAGAAUAUGAAAAUAAAUUAGCAUUAUUAUCAAUGGAAUUAUAGAGAUAGAGAACAGUUUCAGGUUCAGGUAUUUAAAUGGGUUCAUAAUAAAUGAUUUCCUAAUCAUAAUAGAAUACUUAUUAAUAAUAGAAUAAUACUUUUGGAUAUGAAGAUAAAUAGAUCAAUUUUGAUUAAUAAUAUAGAUCACCUAAAGGAUCAUAAAGAAAUUUGAAUAUCAAUAAUAAUGAAGAUGAAUCUUGGAGAUUAAAGAAAAUAAUUGAAGAUUAAUUAUGUUUAAUUGUUCUUAUGUCAGCUGAACUUGAAACCUUAAGAUCUUAUUCAGAUUCAUUAAGAUUGAGUUCAUCAGGUAUUCAAAAUUAAAGAUCAACAAUCUAAACUAGUUAAGUUUAGGUAGGAUAUGGUAAAAGUACAAUAUAUUGAAUAAUCAGAUAUUAAAAC